UUCUAAGAGGAUCCAAAGGGGGUCCCUAUAAAUAUAUGGAAGAACUCCUCUGCAGACGAGAUGAGGGGUACUCGUGAAGAUCAAGUCACAAAAGAAACCUUCCAGAAUCAUUCUUCGUGACGACCUCAACUUCCUCUUUUCCAGCCUUACCGGGAUUGCAGCGAAGGUCUAGAACUGGAAUCGUCCCGGCCUCCGUCGCUUUUUCCGCUGGUCCAGUCCUGACGUCAGGCCUCAGGCCAACCAACACCAACAAACCAUCAUCCCAUUGUCGAAUUCUAAAAUCCUGAAAUCCUUCCAUUCUAUACCAGCAACCAAAAAAACACAAUCUCUCCAUCAUGGCUCUUCUUUUCAUCAAACAAAAGCUCUUCCCCGGAAAUCAACAGAAAGCUUCCAGCCCAUUCGGCAAGCCGUUGUUGUCCAACUCCGAAGCCGAUGAGAUCUACGUCAACCGCGACUUGGAGGCUCAACGCUCCUACGACACUUUCCGCCCUGAAUCCCCCGUCUCGGAUGUGGACAGCACAAGCACCAGCACAAGCUCCCGGUCGCGCAUCAACCCGCGCAUUGUCUCCGAUGCCAUUCUGGGUCUGUCGGAUGGAUUGACCGUGCCGUUCGCCCUGAGUGCGGGUCUUUCUGCUCUCGGAAACACCAAGGUGGUCGUGCUGGGUGGCUUGGCCGAGCUGACCGCUGGUGCCAUCUCCAUGGGACUGGGCGGUUACGUGGGAGCCAAGAGUGAAGCUGAGUCGUACGAAGCCACCGUCCGCGAAGCCAAGGAGCUGAUUGCUUCCUCGCCCGCCGAAACCACAGCCAUUGUCCACUCCAUCUUCUCCUCGUACCGCCUCCCCGCCGAAGUCAUCUCCGAGAUCAGCCACUCGCUGCACGCCUCGGAGGAGCGUCUCCUGGAGUUCCUCAUCAGCUUCCACCACAAGGAGUCCCAGCCCGACUGCAACCAGGCCUGGAUCUCGGCGAUCACGCUUGCGCUGGGCUACUUCGUCGGCGGCUUCAUCCCGCUCAUCCCGUACUUCUUCGUCAACCAGGUCAUCCUCGCGCUGUACAUGAGCAUUGGCGUCAUGGCCGUCACGCUCCUGGCCUUCGGGUACAUCAAGACGUGUGUCGUGCGCGGCUGGACCGGACGCGACAACAUCGUGGCCGGUCUCAAGGGCGGAGUGCAGAUGGUGUUUGUGGGUGGUGUGGCGGCGGGGGCAGCCAUUGCUCUGGUGCGACUGAUCGACGCGGGAGAUGUAUAACCAGCCCGAAGAUUGCUUUGCGACCCGUCUGGCCAACGCCAACCUUCCUCUCGACCUCUCAACCUCUCGACCUCUCAACCUUGUCUUCGACCACCAAAAAGUUCACUCACGCCAUAAUGACAUGUACAGAUAUAUAGAUACCACGGAUAUAGAGCCGGCGUUAAUGCUUCCAUACACCAUCAUAAUGAAUAUCUCACAUAUACUCCAUAGACC
This is a messenger RNA of Aspergillus fijiensis CBS 313.89, 1457 nucleotides long. Its product is annotated as VIT1/CCC1 transporter family protein. Gene Ontology annotation, molecular function: manganese ion transmembrane transporter activity; iron ion transmembrane transporter activity. The record is from RefSeq and is a predicted model, not a curated record. Gene Ontology annotation, biological process: intracellular manganese ion homeostasis. Gene Ontology annotation, cellular component: fungal-type vacuole membrane. NCBI's taxonomy places the organism in Eukaryota, Fungi, Ascomycota, Eurotiomycetes, Eurotiales, Aspergillaceae. The transcript is spliced from 3 exons. The coding region runs from base 336 to 1244 and encodes 302 amino acids.